Messenger RNA from Penicillium canariense, 1035 nucleotides. Its product is annotated as glycosyltransferase family 34 protein. Gene Ontology annotation, molecular function: glycosyltransferase activity. Gene Ontology annotation, cellular component: Golgi membrane. Bases 1 to 1035 code for a protein of 344 amino acids. The record is from RefSeq and is a predicted model, not a curated record. The transcript is spliced from 3 exons. Gene Ontology annotation, biological process: protein N-linked glycosylation. Lineage: Eukaryota; Fungi; Ascomycota; Eurotiomycetes; Eurotiales; Aspergillaceae.
AUGUACCUCCCGAAGCUGAGGUUUUUUUUGUGUCUAGUCACUGGGCUCUUGAUCUUAAUCGGCCUAUUUAAGCAGGAUGCAUUUACAUAUCUCCUACCGCAAAGUGCACCGCAAAGAACACUGCAAAGCACACUGCAAAGCACACCGCAAAUCACGCCGCAAAGCACACCCCAAAGCACACCUCAAAGCACGCCGCAAAGCACGCCGCAAAGCACAUUGCAAAGCAUCACCUCAGCCCCGAGUGGUCAACUGGCUGCUUCCAAACCAUCUAUCGCGAAGGUAACGAUUAUAUUUGGAGAUGACCCUAUCUACCAAGGAGCUUUGAAAACACAUGAAGAGCACGGUCGCAAAUUUGGAUAUCGCACGCAUGUCCUACGAAGCGGUAUUCUGGAUGAUGUGUGGACAAAACCCGCGUUCCUAUUGUCUCUCCUGCUGGAAGAGCUUGUUAAACCGGAAGCAGAACGACUAGAUUGGAUCUUAUGGUUCGACGCUGACACGGUGGUCAUGAAUCCAAACAUCCCGAUUGAGCUGUUUCUUCCACCGGCAGAUUUUCCUGAUGUCCACAUCCUAUUGACCAAAGACUGGAAUGGGCUCAACAAUGGCGUCUUUCCCAUUCGGGUUCAUCCGUGGUCUGUCGAGUUGCUUAGUGCAGUUAUUGCCUACCCACACACUUACCCCGAUACCUUGCUCGUCUUCCGUGACCAGUCCGCUUUGGAGAAGCUUCUUGAAAACGACUAUUAUAAAAACUCUACUAUAUACGCUCCGCUCCGCUGGUUCAAUGCCUAUCGAGGGGCGACAGACGGAAGUCUAAAUGACUAUCACCCCCCAGAACUUCAACUGCGCAAAGGUGAUUUCCUUGUUCACUUCGCGGGAACGUCGGGAUUAGACCGAAGUGAGAGUAUGAACGCGUUCAUCGAAGUGGCUGAAAGGCACGACCCCGACUGGCGAGUACCACUCUCGAGAACAAACUAUUCAAGCGAGAUCGAGGCAUUCUGGGCGGAACAACGGAUCAAAAGAUCAAUGUCAGAAUCCUAG